This is a messenger RNA of Neurospora hispaniola, 978 nucleotides long. RefSeq lists its product as uncharacterized. The record is from RefSeq and is a predicted model, not a curated record. The transcript has 5 exons. Bases 1 to 978 code for a protein of 325 amino acids. NCBI's taxonomy places the organism in Eukaryota, Fungi, Ascomycota, Sordariomycetes, Sordariales, Sordariaceae.
AUGGUUUGGAAGAAGAUCUCUGAAGGACAUGAGGCCCAAGACCAGGAAGGGAAGAGGUCGAGAAUCUCUCUUGCGCGAGCAUUCAUGUCCUCGUCGUCCUUAUUCAUCUCACCACAUCGUUCCCAAAGUAGUUGCCCCCGGCUCGCGCUCGGUCCACAUAUGCCCAAACCGGUUGAAGAUACCCCGGAGAGCAACCAACCUGUCCGUCUGCUUCGUCACCUGAGUCUGGGCAUAAAGCUUCACGAUAUUUUCCCAAGUGUCACGCGAGUCCUCGAGGAGCAUAAAUCGUGCUUCCAAAGCUUGCUGCCGGUGAGCGUGAACAGACAUUUCCGAAAACGGAUCAUAAGGCCCUCGCCAGAUCCACGACGGAAAGGCUUCGCUGGCCAUUUGGCGAGGACAUUGCCAGACAAGCUGCUCGCCGAAAUAGACGGUGCGGGUGGGCAGGACGCGCUCUUGGUGGCACCAUGCUCGUCUGAACAAGGGCGCAAGGUCCACAAAGCUGUUGGCACCGUAGCCUUCGAAGCAGGCAAAGUGCUCAUACCGCUCCUCGUGGUCGUUGAAAUCAGUGGGAAGACGAUGGGAUAUGAUGCACGGCGAGACAGCCAGCGGAUCUCUUUCCUCUUCGACUGCGGCGGCCUCCUUGUAAAUCUGAGGCAAGGUCUCAGUGGGUAUGGAAUCGUGGUAAAGGGCGUUGUUGGAGUCCAGAAAAACUCUGCACAAGUGACAGCCCGUCCCUGCCGACUCGUGAAGGUCGCGAACGCUGAAAUCACGCAGGUACCAAUCAUCUUCGUCUGCAAGCGCGGCAUCUUCCAGGUCCCAGAACCACGGCCCAAUCGUAGGGAACACUGCUUGGCAACCAUCACAGAGCUUGUUAAGCUGUCUGGGAGGGUAGCUAGACUUUAUGACGGGUUCCUCUGCCAAGGUAUUGUCGAUCGGUCCAUGGUUGAAGUGGGAAGAUAUUUUCAUGGUAUCCUUUGA